Molecule: messenger RNA, 606 nt
Organism: Agelaius phoeniceus (red-winged blackbird)
Lineage: Eukaryota; Metazoa; Chordata; Aves; Passeriformes; Icteridae
Source: RefSeq, a predicted model, not a curated record
CUUCAGCUGCAGAUUGAGAAUCAAGAGGUGCUAAAGGAGUUUAUGGCUUUAGAACAUGUGAAGCCAAUAGAUGACUGCAGAACUGGCAAAGCACCAGAAAACCAGAAUAAAAACAGAUACCGAGAUAUCCUUCCAUAUGAUAAGACACGAGUUCCUCUGGGAGAAAAGAAUGGCUACAUUAAUGCAAGCUACAUUAGAAUGAAUGUUGGAGAAGAGGAACACUUUUAUAUUAUAACCCAAGGGCCUCUUCCAUCCACUAUGGCUGAUUUCUGGCAAAUGGUCUGGGAGAGUGAAUCAGAUGUGAUUGCCAUGAUGACAAAAGAAGUGGAGCUAGGGCAAGUCAAAUGCCAUCGAUACUGGCCUGAAUCUCCCUAUAACUCUAAAGAACUGGCUAAUUUCUAUCUCAGGCUACACAAUUACCAGACUCUGGAAUACUUCAUAAUUAGAAAAAUAGAAAUUAUCAACAAGCAGUUCAACAUCAAGCAGAUAGUGAGAGAUUUGCGAGAUCAGCGUUUUGGAAUGAUCCAAACUAAGGAUGAGUAUUUAUUCUGUUAUGAAGUUGUGCUGGAAGUCCUUCAGAUCCUGAGAGCAAUGGAUUCCUACUGA